Messenger RNA from Astyanax mexicanus (Mexican tetra), 1930 nucleotides. It is a transcript of the gene adsl, whose product is annotated as adenylosuccinate lyase. Lineage: Eukaryota; Metazoa; Chordata; Actinopteri; Characiformes; Acestrorhamphidae. The record is from RefSeq and is a predicted model, not a curated record. Gene Ontology annotation, molecular function: (S)-2-(5-amino-1-(5-phospho-D-ribosyl)imidazole-4-carboxamido) succinate lyase (fumarate-forming) activity; N6-(1,2-dicarboxyethyl)AMP AMP-lyase (fumarate-forming) activity. The coding region runs from base 239 to 1681 and encodes 480 amino acids. The transcript is spliced from 14 exons. Gene Ontology annotation, cellular component: cytosol. Gene Ontology annotation, biological process: 'de novo' AMP biosynthetic process.
GCAAGCUGCCAAAAAAACGACCACAGAAGAAGAAGUCCUGAGUCCUGAGUUAGUCAGCGUGUCGACCCCCUCUCUCAGUUUCUCUCUAUAUAUAUUUCUCUCUAUCCCUCUCUGUCAUUUUCUCUCUUUCUUUUUGUCCCUCGCUGUCCUUUUCUCUUUCUUUUUGUCCUCCUCUGUCCUUUUUUCUCUUUCUCUCUGUCCUUUUCUCUCUUUUUCUCUUUCUCUAUCUCUGUCCUGUAUGGAGGGCUCGGGAGAUGAGUUCAUGAAGUACCGCUCUCCGCUGGUGUCCCGCUACGCCAGCAAGGAGAUGGCUUAUAACUUCAGCGACAAGAAAAAAUUCACCACCUGGAGGAAGCUGUGGAUCUACCUCGCCAAAGCUGAGAAAGAGUUGGGUCUUCCCAUCACAGACGCUCAGGUGAAUGAGAUGGAGGCUCAUGUGGAGGACAUUAACUUUGCCAUGGCUGCUGAAGAGGAGAAAAAGCUUCGACAUGACGUCAUGGCCCACGUGCACACCUUUGCAUACUGCUGCCCCAAUGCUGCUCCCAUCAUCCACCUGGGGGCCACUUCCUGUUACGUUGGAGACAACACGGAUCUAAUAAUGCUGCGGGAUGGAUUUGACAUUCUUCUGCCAAAACUGGCACGUGUUAUUGACAGACUAGCUAAUUUUGCGGAGAAGAAUGCUGACCUGCCGACUCUGGGCUUCACCCACUACCAGCCGGCUCAGUUGACCACAGUAGGAAAGCGUGCAUGUCUGUGGCUGCAGGAUUUGGUGAUGGACAUGCGGAAUCUGCAGAGAGCCCGAGAUGAUCUGCGUUUCCGGGGGGUUAAAGGCACAACAGGCACCCAGGCCAGCUUCCUGCAGCUCUUCCAGGGGGAUCAUGAUAAGGUGGAGGAACUGGACAGAAAGGUCACUGAGAUGGCUGGAUUUAAAAAGUCGUACCUAGUCACAGGACAGACGUACAGCCGUAAAGUGGACAUUGACUCUCUGAGUGUGCUGGCCAGCUUAGGAGCCACUGUACACAAGAUUUGCACUGAUAUUCGUUUGCUUGCGAACCUGAAAGAGAUUGAAGAGCCAUUUGAGAAAGAGCAGAUAGGUUCCAGUGCUAUGCCGUACAAGAGGAAUCCAAUGCGUGCUGAGCGCUGUUGCAGUCUUGCCCGCCACCUGGUGGCGCUGGUGUCUGAUCCUCUGCAGACCGCUGCAGUGCAGUGGCUGGAAAGAACUUUGGACGACAGUGCAAACAGGAGAAUCUCUCUGCCUGAGUCUUUUCUCACAGCUGAUAUUAUUCUCAGCACCCUGCAGAACAUUACUGAGGGUCUUGUUGUCUACCCUAAGGUGAUUGAGAGGCAUAUUCGUCAUGAACUGCCUUUCAUGGCCACUGAGAACCUUAUCAUGGCUAUGGUUCAGGCUGGAGGGAACAGACAGGACUGCCAUGAGAAGAUCCGAGUGUUGUCUCAGCAGGCAGCAGCUGUAGUGAAGCAGGAGGGAGGGGAUAAUGACCUUCUGGCUCGAGUUCGGGCUGACCCAUACUUUACACCCAUACUCAAUCAGCUAGAUGCUCUUCUGGACCCAAAGACCUUCAUCGGUCGAGCUCCACAACAGCUAGUGAAGACCAACCAACUCUAUCAUAUAGUCUACAGUGGUGACCAGGUUUCUCACAGAAGAAGUCAAGCCUGUCCUUGAGCCUUAUAAGAACAAGAUGGACGUUAAGAUAGAGCUUGAGCUCUGAGAGUCGAGACAAAUCAUUUAUCACCAAAGUGUUAAGACAAUGAAUGAGUACACUGUACUGAGGUCAGAGUUGUCAUGUUGCACAAAGUAUUUUGAGACUUGUAUCUGUAAAUCCUGCUGUUUUGAUUGUCAAUCAGAAGUGUCCUGUCACUGUGCUGUUCUGACAAAAAAGAGAACAGAAAUAAAGUUGCUGUAUAAAACAUA